Molecule: messenger RNA, 6518 nt
Organism: Hippoglossus stenolepis (Pacific halibut)
Lineage: Eukaryota; Metazoa; Chordata; Actinopteri; Pleuronectiformes; Pleuronectidae
Product: receptor-type tyrosine-protein phosphatase F
Exons: 35
Coding region: 646-6393 (1915 amino acids)
Biological process (GO): protein dephosphorylation
Molecular function (GO): protein binding; protein tyrosine phosphatase activity
Source: RefSeq, a predicted model, not a curated record
CGACCCGUGUUUGUUUUGUCCACAGAGGCAGAGAGAAGCGUGACCGUGAAGGGGGGAGAUCCGCGCACUGCUCCCUGCCUGCCACUGCUCCUUCCACGGGGAGGAGGGACGGACCGAGUGCGCACCGACUUCUGCCGCACAACUUGAAAUUUACUUGCGGAGAGAGAGAGAGAGAGACACAGAGAAAAGAAGUGAGACCUCUCCUCCUUUCUGGGUUUGUCGUGUGUUUUUUCCCCUUCUCGCUCGAGCCGCCACACGGAGCUCUCGAGCCGGGCUGACGUGAACGCGUUAGCCGAGGGAGCUGCCACGAAUAGAUCCGGUAUCCACGACCCCGGUCGGCGGAGCAGGGUAAGGACCUCGUGUUCCUCCGGCGGUGGACUCGUAUCUUUCAACCCCCUUUCCACCUCUCUCCCGGGGGCUGGUUUUCCUUCCAAGUCCGCUCACCCUUUGUGGUUUCUCUUCUUUUUUUUUUAACGUGAAGUGGAUUUCUACAAACUGAAGCCGGGACUACACGCAGCGGGUCAGGGGGAAGGAGAGAAAUGCCAACGGCGGUGACACGGAGGAGAUUGAGUGUUAGUCUUUGAUCCUGUCGGAGUGGGACGCAUCGAGCAAGGGACUGAGGAGGGAGCGGUGCCAACUUGGAACAUGGUGCCUAAUAUUCACCUGGCAGUGCCCCUCCUGCCCAGAGGGGCGUUGCUGUUCCUGCUACUCUUCAGCUGCAUGGUGUUCUCCUCUGUGGCAGAGAGCAUGCCAAGUUUCGUGAAAUCCCCAGAGGACCAGACGGGUAUCUCGGGCGGAGUUGCAUCGUUUGUGUGCCAGGCCACUGGGGACCCUAAACCCAGAAUCACCUGGAUGAAGAAAGGCAAGAAAGUCAGCUCCCAGCGCUUUGAGGUGAUUGAGUUUGAUGACGGUUCGGGCUCCGUACUGCGGAUCCAGCCACUGCGCACACACCGAGAUGAAGCCAUUUACGAGUGCACAGCCACCAACAGCGCUGGCGAGAUCAACACCAGUGCUAAGCUUACAGUGCUUGAAGAGAACCAGGUCCCCCAUGGCUUCCCCACCAUCGACAUGGGUCCCCAGCUGAAGGUGGUUGAAAAGACCCGAACUGCCACCAUGCUGUGCGCUGCCGGUGGAAACCCAGACCCAGAGAUCACCUGGUUCAAGGACAUGCUUCCUGUGGACAUCAGCAGCAGCAACGGGCGAAUCAAACAGCUCCGCUCAGGUACACUAGGUGGUACACCAAUUAGAGGAGCUCUGCAAAUUGAGAACAGCGAGGAAUCAGGGAAAUAUUGCAGUUUAGCAUUGAACAUUAGAUUCACCUUACAUAUCCAACGUAUUCACUCCUUUGUCCUGUUCGUUUCUGUAGUGCGAAGAGUCCCACCAAGAUUCUCCAUUCCGCCCACCAACCAAGAGGUGAUGCCAGGCGGCAGCAUCAAUCUGACGUGCGUGGCGGUGGGCUCUCCGAUGCCCUACGUCAAGUGGACGACGGGCCAGGUGGAGCUGACCAAGGAGGAAGAGAUGCCGCUGGGACGCAAUGUGCUGGAGGUCACAAACAUCCGCGUGUCGGCCAACUACACGUGCGUGGCCAUGUCUUCUCUGGGCAUCAUCGAAGCCACCGCUCAGGUCACUGUCAAAGCUCUGCCAAAGCCCCCAGCCUCCCUCAUUGUGACAGAGACCACAGCCACCAGUGUGACACUCACCUGGGACUCCGGGAACCCAGAACCAGUGUCCUACUACAUGAUCCAAUACAGAGCCAAGUCCUCAGACAAUGGCUUCCAGGAAGUGGAAGGUGUGGCGACCACCCGUUACAGCAUCGGCGGACUUAGCCCCUACUCCGAGUACGAGUUCCGCGUCAUGGCUGUCAACAACAUUGGCCGCGGGCCGCCCAGCGACCCCGUGGAGACACGCACCGGUGAACAGGCCCCCUCCUCACCUCCGCUGCACGUCCAGGCGCGCAUGCUAAGUGCCAGCACAAUGCUGGUCCAGUGGGAACCGCCCGAGGAACCCAAUGGGCAAAUCAGGGGCUAUCGAGUGUACUACAGCUCGGACCUGACGGCUCCGCUCAGCGCCUGGCAGAAACACAACACAGAUGACAGCAGUCUGACCACCAUCUCAGGCCUGACUCCUGAUAUCACGUACAGCCUGCGGGUGCUGGGCUUCACCUCCGUUGGUGACGGACCACCCUCUGACGUCCUGCAAGUGAAAACGCAGCAGGGAGUCCCUGCGCAGCCGUCCAGCUUUGAGGCCGAAGCCGAGCUGGACAACCGCAUCAUGCUAACAUGGCUGUGGCCUGUGCAGGGCCCCAUCACAAAGUAUGAGCUGCAGUACUGGGAGGCUGGCUCAGACAACAAGAUACACGUGACCUUCAACCCGGCGGGCUCUCAUGCCGUGGAUGCUCUAAAGCCUGAUACCUUGUACCACUUCUCGCUGGCCGCCCGUUCUGAGAUGGGUUUAGGCGUUUACACACAGCCCAUCGAGGCCCGCACCGCCCAGUCCACCCCGUCCGCUCCCCCUCAAGAGGUACACCUGGUCAGCCUGAGCUCCACCAGUCUCAAGGUGAGUUGGGUGGCGCCGCCUGCCGCUAGCCGCCACGGCGCCAUUGUGCGCUACACAGUCAGCUACCAGGCCCUGGCUGGAGAGGACACAGAGCGGCACGAGGUGACUGGCAUCGGUGCAGACGCCACCAGCUAUUUGAUGUUGGGGCUGGAGAAGUGGACUGAGUAUCAGGUGUGGGUGAGGGCACACACUGAUGUGGGCCCGGGCCCUGAAAGUGCCCCAGUGAAGAUGAAAACCAAAGAGGAUGUGCCAGGAGCACCCCCCAGGAAGCUGGAGGUUGAGGCCAUAAACUCCACAGCCAUCCGGGUCACCUGGAAGCCGCCGCUGCAGGGCAAGCAACACGGCCAAAUCCGAGGAUACCAGGUCAUCUUCUCCCGGCUUGAAAACGGCGAACCUCGAGGCCAGCCUAAUAUCAUGGACGUUGCUCUGCCAGAGGCACAGUGGAAUAUUGAGGAGUCCACCGAGCAUGAGGCCAUCAUUGCCGGGCUGCAUUCUGAGACCACGUACUCUGUCACUGUAGCAGCGUACACCACCAAGGGGGAUGGAGCCCGUAGCAAAGCUAAAGUCAUCACCACGACGGGGGCAGUGCCAGGCAGGCCGACUAUGAUGAUCAGCACCACCAUGGAAAACACAGCGCUGAUCCAGUGGCAGCCACCUAAGGACAUGGUGGGUGAGCUGAUGGGCUACCAGCUGCAGUACAAGCGCACCGAUGAGGAAACCUUUACCUCACGCGAACUGAGGAAGAUCGAUGACCACUACACUGUCACCGGACUGCACAAAGGCGCGACCUAUAUCUUCCGCCUCAGUGCUCGCAAUCGCGCAGGCAUUGGCGAGGCCUACGUGAAGGAGAUCAGUACCACCGAAGACGUGCCCGCAGGCUUCCCCUUCAACCUACAAGUAACAGGACUGACUCAGUCCAGCACCCAGCUGACCUGGGAGCCGCCGCUGGUGGCAGAGAGGAACGGCAAAAUCGUCCACUACGUGGUGGUGUACAGGGACAUUAACAGUCAGCAGAACACCACCAACCGCACGUCCGACACUCACAUGACCAUCCUGGGCCUUAAUCCUGACACCACCUACGACAUCCGGGUGCAGGCGUAUACCAGCAAGGGCGCUGGACCCCUCAGCCCGAGCAUUCAAAGCAGGACCAUGUCAAACGACUUUCCAACACUAAACUUUGGCGUCAAAGCUGUGAUGAAAACAUCCGUCCUUCUCAGCUGGGAUCUGCCAGCGAACUACAAACCCCAAGUGCCUUUUAAGAUCUUAUAUAACCAGCAAAGUGUGGAAGUGCAGGGAAACCUGAAGAGGAAGCUGAUUUCGCAGCUGCAGCCGGACACAGACUACUCCUUUGUGCUGACAAGCAGGGGCAACAUUGCUGGUGGUCUGCAGCAGCAGGUGUCCAUACGCACUGCUCCUGACCUGAUCAAGACCAAGCCCAGCACACAUCAGGCUGAGGGCGGCAAGAUGACCAUCGAGCUGCCCAAAGUCCAGACCACCACACGCGUCAGGUGGUACUACAUUGUGGUGGUGCCAGUAUCCCAGUCACAGCGGCAGUGGAAGAAUCCAGACGAGAUGGACCUGGAUGAGCUGCUCAAGUCAAGCGAAGGUCCUGUCCUGAGGCGUCGGCGUCACCUGGAUUCCUCCAAACCUUACAUUGCCGCUAAACUGGAAUCGCUGCCCGCCAGCUUCACCCUGGGGGAUGAGAAGAGGUACAGCGGUUUCUACAACAAGCCUCUGACCAGUCCACAGGAGUACCUCUGCUUCGUCCUGGCCAUGCUCCGAUCCGACGGGACGGACAACGCUGCAAAUUAUAUGACGUUUUCAGCCAGUCCCUACUCAGACCCGAUCCAAGUCGCAGCCAGUAUGAGUGAGCAGCCGGAAAUGUUGUGGGUCAUGGGCCCAGUAUUGGCCGUGGUCCUCAUCGUCAUCAUCGUCAUCGCCAUCCUGCUCUUUAAGAACAGCAAACAGGAAAGGAAACGGGCAUCUCCUCUACCCAAGGAUGACCACUCAGGUGGGGUGAAAGACUCCCUGCUGGCCAAUUCCUCCGACCCUGUGGAGAUGAGAAGACUCAACUACCAGACCCCAGGAAUGAGGGAGCACCCGCCCAUUACUGUCGUUGACCUGUCUGACCACAUAGAGCGACUCAAGGCGAACGACGGCCUCCGUUUUUCCCAGGAGUAUGAGUCCAUUGAUCCCGGCCAGCAGUUUACCUGGGAGAACUCCAACAUGGAAGUCAACAAGCCAAAGAAUCGCUAUGCAAACGUCAUCGCCUAUGACCACUCCAGAGUGGUGCUCACCUCUGUUGACGCUGUUCCAGGCAGUGACUACAUCAAUUCCAACUACAUCGACGGCUACAGGAAGCAGAAUGCCUACAUCGCCACACAGGGGCCUCUGCCAGAGACACUCAGCGACUUCUGGAGGAUGGUGUGGGAGCAAAGAUCCAACACCAUUGUCAUGAUGACGAGACUAGAGGAGAAGUCACGGGUGAAGUGUGACCAGUAUUGGCCAUCACGAGGAACCGAGACCUACGGGAUGAUCCAGGUCACCAUGCUGGACACUGUGGAGCUGGCUACUUACAGCGUUCGUACAUUCGCCCUCUACAAGAACGGCUCCAGUGAGAAGAGAGAGGUGAGACAGUUCCAGUUCAUGGCCUGGCCAGACCACGGAGUACCAGAGUACCCGACACCCAUCCUGUCCUUCCUGCGGCGGGUUAAGUCCUGCAAUCCUCCAGACGCAGGGCCCAUGGUGGUCCACUGCAGUGCUGGCGUGGGCAGGACAGGCUGCUUCAUCGUGAUCGAUGCCAUGCUGGAGCGCAUGAAGCACGAGAAGUCCGUGGACAUCUACGGCCACGUGACGUGCAUGCGCGCCCAGAGGAACUACAUGGUCCAGACCGAGGACCAGUACAUCUUCAUCCACGAGGCCCUGCUGGAGGCGGCGACCUGCGGCAACACCGAGGUGCUGGCCCGCAACCUGUAUGCACACAUCCAGAAACUCACCCAGCCCCCGCCCGGCGAGACGGUCACUGCCAUGGAGCUGGAGUUCAAGAGACUGGCCAACUCCAAAGCCCACACGUCACGCUUCAUCAGCGCCAACUUACCCUGCAACAAGUUCAAGAACCGCCUGGUCAACAUUAUGCCUUUUGAGUCCACCCGCGUCUGCCUGCAGCCCAUCCGGGGCGUCGAGGGCUCCGACUACAUCAACGCCAGCUGCAUCGAUGGCUACAGACAGCAGAAGGCCUACCUGGCCACCCAGGGCCCACUGGCCGAGACCACCGAGGACUUCUGGAGGAUGCUGUGGGAGCACAACUCCACCAUCGUCGUCAUGCUCACCAAGCUACGAGAGAUGGGGCGGGAGAAGUGUCAUCAGUACUGGCCGGCAGAGCGUUCAGCCAGGUACCAGUACUUUGUGGUGGAUCCAAUGGCUGAGUACAACAUGCCCCAGUACAUCCUCCGAGAGUUUAAAGUCACAGAUGCCAGGGACGGCCAGUCCAGAACAAUCCGCCAGUUCCAGUUCACUGACUGGCCCGAGCAAGGAGUGCCAAAAACUGGAGAGGGCUUCAUUGAUUUCAUCGGACAAGUUCACAAAACCAAGGAGCAGUUUGGACAAGACGGACCAAUCACUGUACACUGCAGUGCCGGGGUGGGCAGGACCGGAGUCUUCAUCACCCUCAGUAUCGUGCUGGAGAGGAUGAGGUACGAGGGCGUGGUCGACCUCUUCCAGACGGUGAAGACACUUCGCACCCAGCGGCCUGCCAUGGUGCAGACGGAGGACCAGUACCAGUUGUGCUACAGGGCAGCGUUGGAGUACCUGGGGAGCUUUGACCACUAUGCAACGUAACCACUCCCUCCGAGCAGCCUCCCUGGUCAAACCUCUCAGGAGUGUGCCAAGUGUCCCAUCUCAGCCACCAUCCACUCACUUGACCCCUGCCCCCCUCUCCAACCAACCCCAACCCCGGAAGAAAA